Messenger RNA from Closterium sp. Naga37s-1, 8875 nucleotides. NCBI's taxonomy places the organism in Eukaryota, Viridiplantae, Streptophyta, Zygnematophyceae, Desmidiales, Closteriaceae. The record is from the annotation of a GenBank genome assembly.
AUGGACCUUCAGAAUAAAGUCGAGAAACUCUCUAAGGAGAUUACGAAACGACCGUCUGCUGGCGACGCGGGAAAGUUGUCACCAGGCUCGGCUGCGGCGGGAAACGCGCAGACGACGGCGGGAAACGCGCAGGACACGGCGGGUUUGACGGGGAAGGCGCUUUACCUGAGUCGCCUCAGGAGCGGAGCGCUGUCCUCGUCCCGAGGAUCCGCCGCAACAGCCACUGCCAGCGGGAAAGGCGCUUCUAGCGGGAAAGGCGCCUCCUUUAGCGUGACAGGCGCUCAUAGCGGGACAGCCGCGCAUAGCUGGACAGCUGCUCAUAGCGGGACAGGUGCUAAUAACGGUACAGGCGCUAAUAGCGGGACAGCCGCUCAUAGCGUGUCCUUCGGCGGAAGGGGGAUUGGCGGCGGGUCUGGCUGGCGCGCGCGGGGUAAGGCGGAGUCGGAUGGCGCUUUGGCGGGGGAGGGGGAGGAGAGGCGGAAGGAGGAGGGGGAGGAGAGUCGGAAGGAGGAGGGGGAGGAGAAGCAGCGGGUAGAGGAGGAGGAGGAGAAUGGACGGCUGAGAUCUUCCCUUGAGGAGCCUGAGAAAGGCAAGGCUCCUAAAGAAACCUCUCGGGAGUCGCCAAAGGCAGAGGCCUGUAUUGAAGAAACGAAGGAAGCCCCAAAAGAAGAUCCGGUGAAAGAACUGAAGGAAGAAUCAAAGGGAGAUUGCAAGGAAGAAUUGAAUCCUGAGUCGAUUACAGGCGUUUCUCAGGACAGCGCGAGAGGUAACGAGGAGCAGAAGGACAGCCGUGAGGAGUACAAAGGGACAGCUCUUAAGGGGGAUGCGGAGUUGUUGAUUGGCUUUGAGUCUGCUAAUGCUGUACAAUCUGUUACUGGUGAGUCUACUAACGGGGCUGAGUUCACUGACGGAGUUGAGUCUACUAACGGGGCUAAGUUUGCUAACGGGGUUGAGUCUACUAACGGGGCUGCUAACGAGGUUGAGACUACUAACGAGGUUGAGUCUUCUAACGGGGAUGAGCCUACCAGGGUGAAUUCAGAGAUGGAGUGUACAGAUGGAAUAGCAGCAGUGAAGCACAAUAGUCUUGGAAAUGGGGAGCAAUCGCACGGCGAGCGUACUGAAGAGCAGCAAGUGGAGCAGCAAGGGGACCGGCAGCAUGGGGAGCGUACGGAAGAGCAGGAAAAGGCACGAAAUGAGGGCACUUGCGAGGAGAGGUCGGAAGUGGGAGUGGCAACGGCGGGAGAUGAGGUGGAGGGAGGUGACUUGGGAGAGAGUGGGGAAGGAGGUGGCGAGGCAGGGAAAGGGAGUUUGUUAAGUAGUGAGGAAGAGGGGGGGGAAGAUAAGGGGGGAGACAAGGGGGGAGAUACGGGGGAGCAACGGGAAGAGGAGGUCGGUACAAGAGCUUGUAGCGAGUCAGCAGUAUCCAUUGAGAUAUCAGCUUGUAAGGAGGACGGGGUGCAGAUGCGUGUAGAAGAAGGUGCACGUAACGUAAAGCAGCAAGCGGAGCGGCUAGAACGAGUGGCGUCAUCGCUAACUGGAGCAGUUCAUAACGAGGAUAAGUUGCUGCUGAGCCAGCUGUCAAGCUCCUCCUUUGGGUCAUCCUUUGGAUCUGAACCUCCCAGCCCAUCCUCCUUCAUUUCCAAGCCUCUCUUUAAGAAACUGCCUCCUGCUAUAGCGAGUACAGAAGGGCGGGCCCAACGACUGAAUGUGCAUACUGUAGAGGAAAGCGAGCCUUCUCCUAAGGGGACUCCGAGGCAGCUUGUAAGGGGUACAGGUGCGGCAGAGGAAGGGGGGGUCAGGGGGGAGGAAGCUCGAGGCUUGAUCCGGGGAGGGUGGUUGGAGCUAGGGAGAAGGCGAGAGGAGGCGGAGAGAGGAUUGAGAGAAGCCUUGAGGGCUCGAGAAGAGGCAGAGAGAGGGAAGCAGGGAGCAGAGAGGAAACGGAAGGAAGCAGAAGAAAGGAUGGUUAGGGCUUUAAUGGAACGGGAUGAAGCGGAGAGAAGGAGGGAGGAGGCUGAAGGGAAGUUUGGGGAAGUGGAGGGGUUGUGGAGGGAGAGUGAGAGAGGGAGAGAGAGUGAGGGGAGGCGGAGGGAGGAGGUUGAAAGGGAGUUGGAGGAGGAGAGGAGGAUGAGGGAGGAGGCAGAGAAGGGGAGGGAAGAGGCAGAGAGGAGGAAGGGUGAGGGUGAGGAGGAGAGGGAAGAGGCUGUGAGGAGGGCGAGGGAUGUGGAGAAAGAAGGGGAGAGAGUGAGGGAGGAGGUGGAGAGAGAAAGGGGAGAAAUGGAAGGGAGGUUGGUAGCGGCAAGUGAAGCCCUGAGGGAAGCUGAGGCAAAGAGAGGCGAAGCUGUAAAGGCAAUGGAGGAGGCUUAUAACGGGGAAAAAGCAGCCCUUGGGCUGAGAGACCAGGCGGUAAAUGAGAGGGAGGAGAUGGCGAGGGAAAGGGAUGAGGCUGAAAGGAGGAGGGUGGAAGAGGAAGCGAGGAGGAGGAUUGCAGAGGAGGAGUGUGAGGAGGCAAGGAGGAGGAGAGAGGUUGCUGAGAGUGCGAUGGAAGAGGCGGUACGAGCAGCAGAGGGAGCAGAGAGAGGGAGGAGGGAAGCGGAGAGGGUGAGAGAGACUGCAGUAAGAGAGAAGGUUGAAGCCGAGAGGGCAAUGGAAGGGGCUUUAAGGGAGAGGGAUAUGGCAUUACUGAAGGUUGAGGAAGCUGCCAAGAAGGUUCUGGAUGCCGAGCGGAUGAGGAUUGAGGCUAAGCGAGUGUGGGAAGAUUCGGAUAAGAUUCGGGCAGAAGCGGAAACUGCGCAGGCUGAGGCUGAGAAAGCUCGGGCAGCCGCAGAAAAGUUUAAGGCGGAGUCAGAGCUGGUUCGGGCAGCUGCGGAAAUGGCUAAGGUGGAAGCUGAGGCGAUGAAACAUGAGGUGGAAGUUUUGCGGGCAGAAACUGCGGCGGCUUUGGCUGCCCGGGAAGAGGAACGGGCGAAAAAGAUUGGUCUGGAGGGGAAAAUCGAAACUUUAAUGCUGACCGUGGAAGCGCACAAACGGGCAGGAGGGGGUAGGUUAAGUGAAGGGGAGGAAGGGGAGAGAGUGAGGGAGGUAAGGAAGAGAAUGGAGGAAGCAGAGAACGUGGCACAUGAUUUGAGGGUGUGGGGUAGGCAACUGCAAGCUGAGUUGCUUAAAGGGGAGGAGGAGAGAAGGGGCCUUGAAGAAAGGUGUAGGAAGGUGGAAGGGAGAGUGAGGGAUGUGCAGAGAGUGAGGGAGGAGGCGGACAGGGGGAGGGAGAGGGUGGAGAGAGAAAGGGACGAGGUGAUUGGGAGGAUGAAGGAGGUGCAAGGAGAAGUGUUGAGGCUCAGAAGCGAGGUGAAACGGCUGAUGGGAGAGGAGGUGGGAGAGGAGAAAGAGGAGGCAGAGGAGGGAAAGGGAGGUGAUGAUGAAUGGAGACUUGAAACUGCUUUGGUUGCAGAUUCUCCUGUAUCAAAAGGAACCUCAAAGGGGACAGUAGGUGAGGAGCACACUGCAGGGGAGAGAACAGAAGAGGGAGAGGGGUGCACUGGAAUGAGUAGAGACGGUCGGAAGCAACCAAUAGGGCUGAGCUCGUUUGAAGCGACUAGCAGCGAACGGGACGGGCCGAAGCAGGAGCAGGAGCGGCAGCAGGGGCAGCAGGAGGAGAAGGAGCAGGGGCGGGGGACACACAAGGAGAUGAGUGAGGGGGAGGAGGACGAGCAAGUGAAGGAGGCGGAGAAAGAGAGGGAGGAAGCGGAGAAGGCAAGGAGUGAGGCUGAGAAGAAGAGAGAGGAGGCUGAGGCAGCGAAAUGCGAGGCGGAGAAAGAGAGGGAGGAAGCGGAGAAGGCAAGGAGUGAGGCUGAGAAGAAGAGAGAGGAGGCUGAGGCAGCGAAAUGCGAGGCGGAGAAAGAGAGGGAGGAAGCGGAGAAGGCAAGGAGUGAGGCUGAGCAGAAGAGAGAGGAGGCUGAGGCAGCGAAAUGCGAGGCGGAGAAAGAGAGGGAGGAAGCGGAGAAGGCAAGGAGUGAGGCUGAGAAGAAGAGAGAGGAGGCUGAGGCAGCGAAAUGCGAGGCGGAGAAAGAGAGGGAGGAAGCGGAGAAGGCAAGGAGUGAGGCUGAGCAGAAGAGAGAGGAGGCUGAGGCAGCGAAAUGCGAGGCGGAGAAAGAGAGGGAGGAAGCGGAGAAGGCAAGGAGUGAGGCUGAGAAGAAGAGAGAGGAGGCUGAGGCAGCGAAAUGCGAGGCGGAGAAAGAGAGGGAGGAAGCGGAGACGGCAAGGAGUGAGGCUGAGCAGAAGAGAGAGGAGGCUGAGGCAGCGAAAUGCGAGGCGGAGAAAGAGAGGGAGGAAGCGGAGAAGGCAAGGAGUGAGGCUGAGCAGAAGAGAGAGGAGGCUGAGGCAGCGAAAUGCGAGGCGGAGAAAGAGAGGGAGGAAGCGGAGAAGGCAAGGAGUGAGGCUGAGAAGAAGAGAGAGGAGGCUGAGGCAGCGAAAUGCGAGGCGGAGAAAGAGAGGGAGGAAGCGGAGACGGCAAGGAGUGAGGCUGAGCAGAAGAGAGAGGAGGCUGAGGCAGCGAAAUGCGAGGCGGAGAAAGAGAGGGAGGAAGCGGAGAAGGCAAGGAGUGAGGCUGAGCAGAAGAGAGAGGAGGCUGAGGCAGCGAAAUGCGAGGCGGAGAAAGAGAGGGAGGAAGCGGAGAAGGCAAGGAGUGAGGCUGAGCAGAAGAGAGAGGAGGCUGAGGCAGCGAAAUGCGAGGCGGAGAAAGAGAGGGAGGAAGCGGAGAAGGCAAGGAGUGAGGCUGAGCAGAAGAGAGAGGAGGCUGAGGCAGCGAAAUGCGAGGCGGAGAAAGAGAGGGAGGAAGCGGAGAAGGCAAGGAGUGAGGCUGAGCAGAAGAGAGAGGAGGCUGAGGCAGCGAAAUGCGAGGCGGAGAAAGAGAGGGAGGAAGCGGAGAAGGCAAGGAGUGAGGCUGAGCAGAAGAGAGAGGAGGCUGAGGCAGCGAAAUGCGAGGCGGAGAAAGAGAGGGAGGAAGCGGAGAAGGCAAGGAGUGAGGCUGAGCAGAAGAGAGAGGAGGCUGAGGCAGCGAAAUGCGAGGCGGAGAAAGAGAGGGAGGAAGCGGAGAAGGCAAGGAGUGAGGCUGAGAAGAAGAGAGAGGAGGCUGAGGCAGCGAAAUGCGAGGCGGAGAAAGAGAGGGAGGAAGCGGAGACGGCAAGGAGUGAGGCUGAGCAGAAGAGAGAGGAGGCUGAGGCAGCGAAAUGCGAGGCGGAGAAAGAGAGGGAGGAAGCGGAGAAGGCAAGGAGUGAGGCUGAGCAGAAGAGAGAGGAGGCUGAGGCAGCGAAAUGCGAGGCGGAGAAAGAGAGGGAGGAAGCGGAGAAGGCAAGGAGUGAGGCUGAGCAGAAGAGAGAGGAGGCUGAGGCAGCGAAAUGCGAGGCGGAGAAAGAGAGGGAGGAAGCGGAGAAGGCAAGGAGUGAGGCUGAGCAGAAGAGAGAGGAGGCUGAGGCAGCGAAAUGCGAGGCGGAGAAAGAGAGGGAGGAAGCGGAGAAGGCAAGGAGUGAGGCUGAGCAGAAGACAGACGAGGCUGAGGCAGCGAAAUGCGAGGCGGAGAAAGAGAGGGUGGAAGUGGAGGAGGCAAGGAGUGAGGCUGAGCAGAAGAGAGAGGAGGCUGAGGUAGCGAAAUGCGAGGCGGAGAAAGAGAGGGAGGAAGCGGAGAAGGCAAGGAGUGAGGCUGAGCAGAAGAGAGAGGAGGCUGAGGCAGCGAAAUGCGAGGCGGAGAAAGAGAGGGAGGAAGCGGAGAAGGCAAGGAGUGAGGCUGAGAAGAAGAGAGAGGAGGCUGAGGCAGCGAAAUGCGAGGCGGAGAAAGAGAGGGAGGAAGCGGAGAAGGCAAGGAGUGAGGCUGAGCAGAAGAGAGAGGAGGCUGAGGCAGCGAAAUGCGAGGCGGAGAAAGAGAGGGAGGAAGCGGAGGAGGCAAGGAGUGAGGCUGAGCAGAAGAGAGAGGAGGCUGAGGCAGCGAAAUGCGAGGCGGAGAAAGAGAGGGAGGAAGCGGAGAAGGCAAGGAGUGAGGCUGAGCAGAAGAGAGAGGAGGCUGAGGCAGCGAAAUGCGAGGCGGAGAAAGAGAGGGAGGAAGCGGAGAAGGCAAGGAGUGAGGCUGAGCAGAAGAGAGAGGAGGCUGAGGCAGCGAAAUGCGAGGCGGAGAAAGAGAGGGAGGAAGCGGAGAAGGCAAGGAGUGAGGCUGAGCAGAAGACAGACGAGGCUGAGGCAGCGAAAUGCGAGGCGGAGAAAGAGAGGGUGGAAGGGGAGAAGGCAAGGAGUGAGGCUGAGCAGAAGAGAGAGGAGGCUGAGGUAGCGAAAUGCGAGGCGGAGAAAGAGAGGGAGGAAGCGGAGAAGGCAAGGAGUGAGGCUGAGCAGAAGAGAGAGGAGGCUGAGGCAGCGAAAUGCGAGGCGGAGAAAGAGAGGGAGGAAGCGGAGAAGGCAAGGAGUGAGGCUGAGAAGAAGAGAGAGGAGGCUGAGGCAGCGAAAUGCGAGGCGGAGAAAGAGAGGGAGGAAGCGGAGAAGGCAAGGAGUGAGGCUGAGCAGAAGAGAGAGGAGGCUGAGGCAGCGAAAUGCGAGGCGGAGAAAGAGAGGGAGGAAGCGGAGAAGGCAAGGAGUGAGGCUGAGCAGAAGAGAGAGGAGGCUGAGGCAGCGAAAUGCGAGGCGGAGAAAGAGAGGGAGGAAGCGGAGAAGGCAAGGAGUGAGGCUGAGCAGAAGAGAGAGGAGGCUGAGGCAGCGAAAUGCGAGGCGGAGAAAGAGAGGGAGGAAGCGGAGAAGGCAAGGAGUGAGGCUGAGCAGAAGAGAGAGGAGGCUGAGGCAGCGAAAUGCGAGGCGGAGAAAGAGAGGGAGGAAGCGGAGAAGGCAAGGAGUGAGGCUGAGCAGAAGAGAGAGGAGGCUGAGGCAGCGAAAUGCGAGGCGGAGAAAGAGAGGGAGGAAGCGGAGAAGGCAAGGAGUGAGGCUGAGCAGAAGAGAGAGGAGGCUGAGGCAGCGAAAUGCGAGGCGGAGAAAGAGAGGGAGGAAGCGGAGAAGGCAAGGAGUGAGGCUGAGAAGAAGAGAGAGGAGGCUGAGGCAGCGAAAUGCGAGGCGGAGAAAGAGAGGGAGGAAGCGGAGACGGCAAGGAGUGAGGCUGAGCAGAAGAGAGAGGAGGCUGAGGCAGCGAAAUGCGAGGCGGAGAAAGAGAGGGAGGAAGCGGAGAAGGCAAGGAGUGAGGCUGAGCAGAAGAGAGAGGAGGCUGAGGCAGCGAAAUGCGAGGCGGAGAAAGAGAGGGAGGAAGCGGAGAAGGCAAGGAGUGAGGCUGAGCAGAAGAGAGAGGAGGCUGAGGCAGCGAAAUGCGAGGCGGAGAAAGAGAGGGAGGAAGCGGAGAAGGCAAGGAGUGAGGCUGAGCAGAAGAGAGAGGAGGCUGAGGCAGCGAAAUGCGAGGCGGAGAAAGAGAGGGAGGAAGCGGAGAAGGCAAGGAGUGAGGCUGAGCAGAAGACAGACGAGGCUGAGGCAGCGAAAUGCGAGGCGGAGAAAGAGAGGGUGGAAGUGGAGGAGGCAAGGAGUGAGGCUGAGCAGAAGAGAGAGGAGGCUGAGGUAGCGAAAUGCGAGGCGGAGAAAGAGAGGGAGGAAGCGGAGAAGGCAAGGAGUGAGGCUGAGCAGAAGAGAGAGGAGGCUGAGGCAGCGAAAUGCGAGGCGGAGAAAGAGAGGGAGGAAGCGGAGAAGGCAAGGAGUGAGGCUGAGAAGAAGAGAGAGGAGGCUGAGGCAGCGAAAUGCGAGGCGGAGAAAGAGAGGGAGGAAGCGGAGAAGGCAAGGAGUGAGGCUGAGCAGAAGAGAGAGGAGGCUGAGGCAGCGAAAUGCGAGGCGGAGAAAGAGAGGGAGGAAGCGGAGGAGGCAAGGAGUGAGGCUGAGCAGAAGAGAGAGGAGGCUGAGGCAGCGAAAUGCGAGGCGGAGAAAGAGAGGGAGGAAGCGGAGAAGGCAAGGAGUGAGGCUGAGCAGAAGAGAGAGGAGGCUGAGGCAGCGAAAUGCGAGGCGGAGAAAGAGAGGGAGGAAGCGGAGAAGGCAAGGAGUGAGGCUGAGCAGAAGAGAGAGGAGGCUGAGGCAGCGAAAUGCGAGGCGGAGAAAGAGAGGGAGGAAGCGGAGAAGGCAAGGAGUGAGGCUGAGCAGAAGACAGACGAGGCUGAGGCAGCGAAAUGCGAGGCGGAGAAAGAGAGGGUGGAAGGGGAGAAGGCAAGGAGUGAGGCUGAGCAGAAGAGAGAGGAGGCUGAGGUAGCGAAAUGCGAGGCGGAGAAAGAGAGGGAGGAAGCGGAGAAGGCAAGGAGUGAGGCUGAGCAGAAGAGAGAGGAGGCUGAGGCAGCGAAAAGCGAGGCGGAGAAAGAGAGGGAGGAAGCGGAGAAGGCAAGGAGUGAGGCUGAGAAGAAGAGAGAGGAGGCUGAGGCAGCGAAAUGCGAGGCGGAGAAAGAGAGGGAGGAAGCGGAGAAGGCGAGUGAGGCUGAGCAGAAGAGAGAGGAGGCUGAGGCAGCGAAAUGCGAGGCGGAGAAAGAGAGGGAGGAAGCGGAGAAGGCAAGGAGUGAGGCUGAGAAGAAGAGAGAGGAGGCUGAGGCAGCGAAAUGCGAGGCGGAGAAAGAGAGGGAGGAAGCGGAGAAGGCAAGGAGUGAGGCUGUGCAGAAGAGAGAGGAGGCUGAGGCAGUGAAAUGCGAGGCGGAGAAAGAGAGGGAGGAAGCGGAGAAGGCAAGGAGUGAGGCUGAGCAGAAGAGAGAGGAGGCUGAGGCAGUGAAAUGCGAGGCGGAGAAAGAGAGGGAGGAAGCGGAGAAGGCAAGGAGUGAGGCUGAGCAGAAGAGAGAGGAGGCUGAGGCAGCGAAAUGCGAGGCGGAGAAAGAGAGGGAGGAAGCGGAGAAGGCAAGGA